CAUAAAGGUACUGCGCAGAGCAGACAGACUGAUCCAGAGCAGGAGACACCGAACAUGACGGAUGGUCGCUUGUGGAGUACGCACAGUUUCAAACACUUGUAGACGGACCAAAAAGUCUUUUGCAGACAUGACUUGCAUCCACCCCCAGCAUGGAUCUCAGCCCUAUGAGAACAGCCUCGGCAGCUCGGAGCGUCAGAACACAGACUUUAUCUCCCGGCUGGCUGAGGAUAUGAGCAGCCCACGGGACCACCUCUCCGCUCCAUCCCUGCCAAGCAUCAGCUCCCUGGUGGGCACUCAGGCGGGAGACUUUGAUGCAUAUUCAUGCCAGUUUACCACAACUCCUGCCCACAUCACUCCCUCGUCAGGCCAGGAGAUCCCUUUUAAGUUGGAUGAACUCCAAGUAUUUGGCUGCUACCCUGGACCCUUCAUGUUGAGUCACCCGGAUGAGGCUGUGUCCCCCAGUGGGUCUGAUUAUUUUGGCAGUCCUGCAUCGGCUUCCUCUCCUUGCACCCCCGGGUUCCAGAGUCAGCAUGCAUCCACCUGGGAUUCAGCCUUUGGGCCUUACUCGCCCAGUCCAGGAUACUGGGCGGCUGAGGAGGCCUCGGUAACACCGUCCUUCUUCACGUUCGGUUCAGGGUCCUUGGAGGACAUGUCUCAUUUGGGUCAAUCCCAAGAGCAGGACCCUUUCACUUUGGCCCAUCCUCACCCAUCUGCACUGACCUUCCCUGCCUUGGCGAUGGAGCAGCAAUGCAGCCUGGAUGGCACUGACCAGCUGGAUGGAAGCUUAUCACCCAAGUUAAAAAGUCCAAGAGGAAAUGAGGGCUGCUGCGCUGUGUGUGGGGACAACGCCUCCUGUCAGCACUACGGGGUCCGGACCUGUGAAGGAUGCAAAGGGUUUUUCAAGAGAACAGUUCAAAAAAAUUCCAAGUAUGUUUGCCUGGCCAACAAGGACUGCCCUGUGGACAAGAGGAGACGGAAUCGAUGCCAGUUCUGUCGUUUCCAGAAGUGUCUGGCUGCGGGCAUGGUCAGGGAAGUUGUGAGAACCGAUAGUCUGAAAGGUCGAAGAGGUCGUCUUCCUUCCAAGCCUAAAGUUGUUCAGGAUGUGACGGCCGCUGUGUCCCCAGUGAGCAUGAUCGCUUCUCUCGUGAGGGCCCACAUCGACUCAAACCCCAGCCUCGGCACGCUGGAUUAUUCCAAGUAUGUUGAGACGGAUGUCAGCGUGAACCACAAGGAGGACGCCAGUGACAUCAAACAGUUUUACGACUUACUGACAGCCUCCAUGGAGGUUAUCAAAAAGUGGGCAAACAGCAUCCCAGGUUUCUCUGAGUUCUGCUCUGAGGAUCAGGAACUGCUGCUGGAAUCUGCGUUUGUUGAACUUUUCAUUCUGCGUCUUGCAUACCGGUCCAAUCCCAAAACAGACAAGCUCAUCUUCUGCAACGGAGCUGUACUUCAUAAAUUACAGUGUGUCCGUAGCUUUGGGGAAUGGAUUGACUCCAUCUUGGAGUUUUCUCAGAGUCUCCACCGCAUGAAGCUGGAUGUUUCGUCCUUCUCCUGCCUCACUGCCCUCGUCAUAAUCACCGACCGACAUGGUCUUAAGGAGCCAAAACGCGUUGAGGACUUGCAGAACCAGCUCAUCACCUGCCUUAAAGAUCACGUCUCUGGCUGCAGCUCCGACUCCUCGCGGCCAAAUUAUCUGUCCAGACUUCUCGGGAAGCUGCCAGAGCUCAGGACUCUGUACACUCAAGGCCUCCAGCGCAUCUUUUACCUUAAACUGGAAGACCUCGUUCCUCCACCACCGAUAGUGGAAAAAAUCUUCAUGGAUACGCUUCCAUUUUGAGUGCGAGAUGGGAGAUCGACCAUCUCUACUAUAAAACCUGGAGUUCAUUUGAGAGCCAGACUGAGCACUUAAACUCCAGGUAACAAAGUGAAACUGCAAGAAGCUAAGCAGAAUGAUAAUCCUUAGGGAUUAUCAGAAGAAAAAUGAUGCUUCUGAAUUUUACAGUCAUAAAACUUGUGGAAGCAGCAUGAAUGUGGAGCCAUCACAUAAUACUCCUCCUAGUUUGUUUCUCCAAGAAGUUGUGGACUCUCUGGAUGGAAUUAGAUAGGCCACCUCAUGGACCAAAAGGUGGCUGUUUACAUACAACAAGGUGCCAUGAAUGGAAACAUUUCUGAUGGAGAGAACAUGACUGAACUUUCCAAACAGCUACAAAGUCAAUGCAAAUAAUAUUUGCACCAUCAUUUCAAUGAUAAAAGCAUUAUUGUGAUAUCUUUAGCUCAAGUAUUGAAAAUAGUCAUAUUUCUGUUUCAAUUUCUUCUGGUGCUAUAGUGUGUUUAAACAAGCAGUUUAAUUCAUAGAACCACUUUGUACAGACUUUGGAGUCAGUCUACGCACAUCAACAUCCAAGGUAAAAGUCACUCAAAGCUCCUGUGUGCUUUAUAUUUAUGCCACCAUAUAUUUUUGGUGAUGGUAAAGUAGGGUAAACCUACAGGAUUAAUCAGUAGUAUCAUUCAUGUAUCAUGAAUCGACAUUGAGCAGCUAAUAUACUGUGUAUCACCCUGUACAGUCUUACGCACUGGUCUCGUUUGUAAAUGAUUCUAAAGUUGUUUUUAACCAGCUGGUGUUGUUGCCACCUGAGCUGUAUUCUACAGUCUUGGGCGAUUUUGUUUUGGGCCUGUAAUUUUUACAUACUACGAUGUUAUAUUUUACUGCAGCUAAACAUGAAAUAAAAUGUUCGACUGCA
Amphiprion ocellaris (clown anemonefish) is the source of this 2741-nucleotide messenger RNA. It is a transcript of the gene nr4a1, whose product is annotated as nuclear receptor subfamily 4, group A, member 1. Gene Ontology annotation, biological process: cellular response to corticotropin-releasing hormone stimulus; regulation of transcription by RNA polymerase II. NCBI's taxonomy places the organism in Eukaryota, Metazoa, Chordata, Actinopteri, Pomacentridae. The coding region runs from base 62 to 1837 and encodes 591 amino acids. Gene Ontology annotation, cellular component: nucleus; transcription regulator complex. The record is from RefSeq and is a predicted model, not a curated record. The transcript is spliced from 7 exons. Gene Ontology annotation, molecular function: zinc ion binding; RNA polymerase II cis-regulatory region sequence-specific DNA binding; nuclear glucocorticoid receptor binding.